This is a messenger RNA of Ipomoea nil (Japanese morning glory), 2456 nucleotides long. RefSeq lists its product as uncharacterized. NCBI's taxonomy places the organism in Eukaryota, Viridiplantae, Streptophyta, Magnoliopsida, Solanales, Convolvulaceae. The record is from RefSeq and is a predicted model, not a curated record. The transcript has 6 exons. The coding region runs from base 17 to 1309 and encodes 430 amino acids. Gene Ontology annotation, molecular function: protein binding.
GUAGGAUAUCAGAGACAUGGAUGUUGAAAAUCCUUUUCCUCCUUUUACUCCUGAUGCACCGAUGUUACGGUUUCGGCGGUUGCGGUCUAGAUUUGGGUCAAAAUCACGUUUUGCUGUACAAGAAGAUGAUUUUUUGGAUCCGUCCCAGGAUGAUCCUGAAGUUCUUUCAGAUGCAAUAUUCCACGACCUAUAUAAUGCUGCCAUAAAUGGCGACUGGACAAGUGCGGAAGGUAUUCUACGUGACAACCCGAGUUACGUUCGUGAUAGCAUUACAAGAAGAAAGGAAACGGUUCUUCACAUUGCAGCCUUGGGAGGAAACACAUUAUUUGUAAGGAAUGUAGUGGAGAUGCUAGCAAGUGAUGAUGAUUUGGAAGUGCAAGAUGUGUAUGGAUGUACUGCAUUCUAUAACGCAGUUGCGUCGGGAGUUGUGGAAAACGCCGAGUGUAUGAUAGAACUGAACAAACGGCUGCCAAGUAUCCGGGCUGGGGCGGGCUGUAAAAAUUUUGCUCCUAUCCAUCAGGCGGCUUUGCUACGACAUGAGGAAAUGGUUUCUUACCUCCACACUGUCACGCCUUUGGAGGGUUACUUGGAUCGCAAGGAACGCAUUAAGCUUCUCGAAAUUACUAUUUAUAACGACAUGCAUGAUGUGGCAUUAAAUAUCUUAAAGGAGGACAGAACAUUAGCAUUAGCUAAAUUCAAAGGAAAUCGAUCAUUCUUGCAUAUGUUAGUUCGCAAACAACAACAACAACCACCUGUAGCACCUGCAGGAAUUUGGAGAAGAUUUCUUGCUGCCGCCUCAACUACUGCACACUUCCCUAUGCGUACUUUCCAUAUAGUGCAAAAUGAAAUUGAAGAAGAAGAAGAAUGUUUAGCAAAGACAAAAGCGGGAGUGUUACUUGACAUUAUUUGGAAAGAGUAUUGUAAGCUACCUGUUAAUGAGUUUAGAGAGGAAAUUGGGCGUCAAGAUGAUAUACUUCACUAUGCUGCAAAACAGGGGAAUGUUGAGUUUCUAGACAUGGUUCUUAAGAGUAAGCCUGAUCUGUUUUGUGAGAGCAAUAAAAGAGGGCAGACUAUCCUCCAUGUUGCUGUGUUAUACCGACAACAAAAUGUAGUGAAUUUUAUAUGCAAGAAACAAGGUUAUAAAAAAUAUAUGAGUCGCCGUCUUGACGGAAACAACAACAACAUUUUGCAUUUAGCGGCAAAGGCUGAAAACGCAUUUUGCAAAUCUAAGGAUAAUGCAGCUGAUGACCACCUAUUGAUAUAUGAUGAUGAUGAUGAUGAGGCUGAAAGUAAUCAUAAAUUAAGUUGAAAGCAAAAAGUGGCCGGAAAUAGCAACCAAGGUUUUUUCGGAUACCAAAAGUGGUCGAAACAAGGCUUUUGACUUGAUUUAAGAUCACUUUCAGGUGGUCGGAAAUUUCAUAAUUUUCAGCCGUGAUUGUACUAUACAUACAGGAGGAAAAGCAGGUAGUCGCAGAAAACAAAAAAAAAGGAUGAUCAAGAGGAGGAGGAUAUUAUGUAAGAGCCAUCAGCUCUUCGGUUAUCCACAGCAACCCAAAAGGAGGUUGUCCCAGCAAACAAGAAAAACGAUGAUCAGGUGGAGGAGGAGGAGGACAUUAUGCAAGAAUCAUCAGCUCUUCGGUUAUCCACAGCAGCCCUUCACUAUGAAAGAGAGAUUUCAUGGUUUAUGGGGGUGGAGAAGAUUGUGCCGUCAUCAUUUCACCACAUGAGAAAUAAGGACGGCAAAACCCCAAAGCAAUUGUUUUUGAAAGAGCACAUGAAAUUGAAGAUAAACGCAGAAAAAUCCAUUAGAGGCACAGCAGAUUCAUGCAUGAUUGUGGCAACCUUAAUCGCCACCGUAGCGUUUUCUGCCGCCUUCACUGCACCAGGUGGUAAUGAUGACAAAACAGGUAUUCCCAUAUUUAUAAAACGAGCAAGCUUUACAGUUUUCACAAUAUCGGAUGCUGUGGCAAUGAUCUUCUCAAUGGUUUCAAUUCUCACAUUCUUAUCCAUCCUCAUUUGGCGCAACACGGAUGACGAUUUUCAUUUGGCAUUGAAAAGAUUGUUCGUAGGAUUCGCAGCAUUGGGUGUCUCCAUAUGUGGGAUGCUCUUUGCCUUUACCGCUGCCUUCUUUCUGGCGUAUGGAAGGGCAUGGCAACCAAUUCUUAUUGCCGCAUUUGUGGCUCUGCCAAUUGCUUCCUUUUUGUACCUAAAUGCUAGGUUGUGGAUUGAUGUUGUUGGGUCAAUGUUGCUUAAGUUGCUUCCCUUCACCAAGCAGACAACUUAUGUUGGAGGAUAAUGAAGCAGACCUAACUGAGAAAGGUGGUGAAGAACAAGGCUUGUUAUUGUAGUUUCUUCCUAUUAGUUUGUUGUAAUCGUUUGCUUUGCCUCCUUUAUAUACGUGUUGUAUCUCCUCCCUCUUUUGAUUUAGAACUUAAUGCAUUCAAUAAACUUUCGAG